Messenger RNA from Papaver somniferum (opium poppy), 936 nucleotides. RefSeq lists its product as uncharacterized. NCBI's taxonomy places the organism in Eukaryota, Viridiplantae, Streptophyta, Magnoliopsida, Ranunculales, Papaveraceae. The transcript has 3 exons. The record is from RefSeq and is a predicted model, not a curated record. The coding region runs from base 1 to 936 and encodes 311 amino acids.
AUGACUACACGAAGAAAUGGUGGAAGGAGACAAUUAGAAGAAGCAGUAGAAGAAGCUGUAAAAGCUCCUUUUACAAGACAAAUCCAAAGGGCAACGAUACCGUCCAAGUGCAGCUUACCAGUAUUUACUAGUAUAUUUGAUGCAAGUUCUUAUGCAAUACAACAUGUGAAAGCCUACACUCGAUCUCUAUUGCAAUGGGAAAAUAAUGAUGCAGUCAUGUGUAAAUAUUUUGCUGCGAUCUUGGCCGGAGAAGCUUUGAAAUGGUUUGAAGGGCUACCAGUAGAAUCCAUUGGGUCAUUUCACCAUUUACAGAAAGUCUUUUUAGGACAAUACAUCAGCAAUAAUAUGUCAAGACCAGGGACUGAUACGAUAACAAUGUCAGAAUUGCGCGUUCAAGAAGAGUACAUAGCACUUGAAGAGAAACAAAGAGAUGUGGAGUCGUACCCAGUUGCAAUACCAGAUGUGAAGGGUAGAAAUGUAAGUUUACUUCCAAGAUUGACAAAUACUGUUGCGAGUACAUCGCAAGGGAAUCAAGGAAGGAAUGUUGCAGAAAUGGAACAAAAACUGGUAGCCAUGGGUAGUGAAGAUCAAGCAGAGUUUGAAAAGCAACAUCAAAAUCGCGGAGUGGAUAAGAUAUGGGAAGCUGCCAUCCUAAUGGAAGAUAUUCCAGAACCACAUAAUGCAAGAGACGAACCACCACCAGGGAGGAGGAGUAAAGAAUUAUGUGUAUAUCAUAGAUUUCACGGUCACACAACAACUAACUGCAGAAAUGUAAGGAAAAUCAUAUUAAGGAUGAUUGAACAGGGAAAGUUGAACCAUUUUUUAGCACAACCAAAGAAUUUUCCACCACCACCACCAAGGGGAAAUGAGUAUAAAGUGGAUAAUGGAAAGAAUGCACAUAUAAUUGAAGUAGGUGUGAAAGCGAAGAACUUGUAG